This is a messenger RNA of Cydia pomonella (codling moth), 1093 nucleotides long. RefSeq lists its product as uncharacterized. The transcript has 2 exons. The record is from RefSeq and is a predicted model, not a curated record. The coding region runs from base 559 to 966 and encodes 135 amino acids. NCBI's taxonomy places the organism in Eukaryota, Metazoa, Arthropoda, Insecta, Lepidoptera, Tortricidae.
AAUUACUCUAAAUAACUUUAUCCCGAAACAGGGGGCACAAGUUCACGAACUUAGGAGCUGAGCUGAAUUUUAUCACGAAAUGGGAUCCAAUAAGAGGUUCACGAAUACAUACAUGUAAAAAUAAGUUUUAACUAAAACUCUAUGGUUUAUACAUUAAAUUACUACCAAAGAAUUAAUAUAACUUAAUCAAAACCUUAAAAGGUAUUACCAUGCUUAGUAAUAUUCAAAAUAAAAAAUAUACGAAUUCUCAAGAGUCUUUAACCUGCCGAAACUUUACCAUUUUUUUAUUACAUAAGUCAAUAUGCUAAAAGUCAUUGAUAAAACUGGAACUAUAAAAUUCGCAAAUUUAUGCAUUCCGUCAAAUAAGACACAAAUAUGGUAUUCACGCUAUAGAAUUGGCAUAAUGUGUAUUAUAAAAACGCAUAAAUAUAUUUGCUAACAUUCGCUAACAAGAAGUUGUUUGGGAUGUCCAGUAGGACAGAAAUAUCAUAUUUAAACAAGGAUUCUUGUGUGUUGUGAUCAGUGUGUGAUAUUGAAACAAGUGUGACGAUUCGCAAGAUGUUCAAGAUUACGAUCCUGCUAACAGUAGUCGUGAUGACGACGGUCACUGCCCAGUUCGGUGGUCGGGGCGGCAGACAAGGCUUUGGCGGUAGUGGUUUCGGCGGCCAAGGAGGCUUCGGGGGCCCCGGAGGAGGCAGCUUCGGCGGGGGAUUCGGACGCCCAGGCGGCGGAUAUGGCGGCCAGGGAGGAUUCGGAAACCGUCCAGGUGGAUUUGGCGGACAGGGAGGCUUCAACCAAGGAGGAUUUGGACAAGGUGGAUUCGGCGGAGGACCGGGAAGUUUCGGUCAAGGAGGCUUUGGCCAAGGCGGAUUCGGAGGACGGCCGGGAGGUUUUGGUCAAGGAGGUUUUGGGGGACAAGGAUACGGUAGCCAAGGAGGAUUCGGUCCUGGGGGUUUCAGUGGCUAAACAAGUAUUUAAUUUGGGCGGUAACGUCUAUAAACUAAGGACUUGAAAUAAAAACAUUGUGAUAGUAACAUAUUAUAUUAUUUUAAGUAUUUUGUUAAAAAUAAAUUAAAAAGUUAAAAUUAUACAA